AUUAUUCCUUCUUCCUCUACCGUCAAAAAGAAGGGAAAGCCGGAAAAACAAAAACAAAAAACCUAGCACCCGAUUCUCAUAUCAGUAAUAACAAAGUCUUGAGAGUUUCGCUCUCAAAUCGCCUCUCAGAUAAUGGAGGUUCAAAACGCUGAGAAUGAGACAACCGUUGAGGCCUCAGUUGCGAAAGACCUUGAGGCCUCUGUGGUUGAAUCUGAAGCUGAGACUGAUGUUGAGAAAGUUGUAGAUACUUCCAUGGAUGAGAAACCAGAGGAGGUAGUCUUGAAAGUGCCUUCUUCUGUUGAGGAGAAGAAAACAGAGGAUGGUGAGGGAGAAAUUCCUCCUUCCGGAGUUGUUGAUAAUCCGAAGGGUUUAACGGGGAAGAAGAAAGUUGUUAAGAAGAUAGUGAAAAAGAAAGUUUUGAAAGGAUCCACUUCUGCUGCUGCUGCAGUGGUGGUGGCUUGUGAGGAGAAUGCCACUGCAGAUCCUUCUCUUGGUGAGGGAACAAAGAAGGUUGCAGAUUCCGAAACUUUUCUUGGAGAUGAAGAUGAUGAUAUGGAAUGUACUGAAGAACUUGCUGAUGAUGAAGAGACAGUAAGAGAGUUGAAGGGAGAUGCUAGCACUCUGAAGAGCGUUGGGAAGAGAUUACUAAAGGGGAAGAAAGUUCAAGGAGCUCAGGUUAAAACAACAACAUUGGAGGAGCCUGAUAAAGGAACUCCUCAGAAUGGGCAAGAGAAUAAUAACAAUUCGUUAGCUGUAAACGAGGAAACCAAUGGCGAAGGAGUCCAACAAAAGAAUGAGGAACAAACUGGCGUGGGUGGGGGAAGGAGACGCAAGAGGAGGAGAGGUGGAAAACAGGUUCAAGACUCGAACAAGAAACAGAUGAAAGAGGUGGUCGUGGCUGCUGCUGCUACUGAUGCAGCAGGGAAAAGUGUAGAAGAAGGGGAGAAAAAGCAGCCUGGUGACGUUGAGAAAAAGGAAGUGGAGGGAGCUGGGAAUGUAAAGCAUGCUGGUUUGAUCUUCAUGUGCAAUGCCAAAACUAGGCCUGAUUGUUUUCGGUUCAGUGUGAUGGGUGUACAAGAGAAGAGGAAGGAUUAUGUUAUGGGUAUCAAGCCCGGGGUUAAGCUUUUUCUCUAUGACUAUGAUCUCAAACUCCUCUAUGGAGUUUUUCAAGCUUCCUCUGCGGGUGGGAUGAAACUUGAGCGCAAUGCUUUUGGUGGAUCCUUUCCCGCUCAGGUGCGCUUCAAGGUGGUUAGUGAUUGUAUACCGUUGCCUGAGAGCGAAUUCAAGAAAGCAAUCAAGGAGAACUACAACAACAGAAACAAGUUCAAAACAGAACUUACUCGUAAACAGGUAUUCAAGCUUACAAAGCUUUUCCGGCCAGCUGCUCUCCCUGCGCAAUUAACAUACACUCUGCCAGCCCCUGCUCCUCGUCCUACUGAAAGGAAAAGAUCUGACAACAAUGACCGCUACGCUCCUGGCAGCAGCAGAACUCAUGGAAGGAGUCGCAAUGCUGCACCUCCUCCACGCAGGGAAGAACCACUCCGCAGAGAAGAACCACCGCGUGAUCUAUUUCUCAGCGAAAGCGAGUACCGAACAUACGGCUUGAGAAGACCGGAACCACCUCAGCACUAUCCAGUUCCGCCACCUGAGUCUUCCUACCGUCUUGACUCGUACCGUCCAUCUGUGGACCAUGAGCUGCUUUUGAGACAAGCAGAUAUUGAGAGGCUUGAACGUAGGGAAGUUCGUUUGCCUGAGAGAACCUACCACCCUUAUGAUCACCCCCUAAGCUCUAGGCGCCUGGCACCAGAGCCACCAGUGGUCGACUCUUACAGGAGAGACCCGUAUCUCAGACACGAGUACCGUAGUCCCGAAAGAUUACUACAUAGGACAUACCUGCCUUCUUCAGGAAGAGAACACGAUGACUUGUAUUCCCGAUAUGUUACACCGGACUCAUUGGCUGAGUACUACCGAUCAUCAUCAUCUCGGAGAUACCCCCCAAGCAUUGCUGAAUCUGAGUUUCCGCCUUCAUCAAUAACAUCCCGGUAUGCUUACUCAGGGUCUUUACCCUAUUCUCACCGCUGAAUUUUACUUUAGCUCUCUUUUAAAUGUAUUUUGCUGUUUAAUGUAAUGUUUGGAUUUGGACAUGCUUUGGUUGGUUCACCCAACCUUGAACUGUAAUUUGGUUUUAUUUAUUCCUUUAAAUAAAUGUUUUAAUACCCUCUUUAUGAGACUGCCCAUUUUUUUCGUAUUUGUUUACCAAAACUUGUCUAUCGAGGUGAACAUCCAUUUUACCAAAUUGGUACUUUUCUUUGAAUGUUAU
Molecule: messenger RNA, 2320 nt
Organism: Eruca vesicaria subsp. sativa (arugula)
Lineage: Eukaryota; Viridiplantae; Streptophyta; Magnoliopsida; Brassicales; Brassicaceae
Source: the annotation of a GenBank genome assembly